GGCGAGACCCUGCGCCAAGCGGGAGCUGAGCGGAGCCGGAGGAGAUGGCGUCUCAGCCGCCGCCUCCCCCGAAACCCUGGGAGACCCGCCGAAUUCCUGGGGCUGGCCCCGGGGCAGGACCCGGCCCUUCUUUCCAAGCUGCUGAUUUGGGUCCUACUUUAUUGACAAGACCUGGACAACCCACACUUACCAGAGUGCCCCCACCUAUUCUUCCAAGACCAUCACAACAGACAGGAAGUAGCAGUGUGAACACUUUCAGACCUGCUUACAGUACAUUUUCUUCUGGAUAUGGUGCCUAUGGAAAUUCAUUUUAUGGAAGUUAUAGCCCUUAUAGUUACGGAUAUAAUGGUUUAGGUUACAACCGCCUCCGUGUAGAUGAUCUUCCACCUAGUAGAUUUGUUCAGCAAGCUGAAGAAAGCAGCAGAGGUGCAUUUCAGUCCAUUGAAAGUAUCGUACAUGCAUUUGCCUCUGUUAGUAUGAUGAUGGAUGCUACCUUUUCAGCUGUCUAUAACAGCUUCAGGGCUGUGUUAGAUGUAGCAAAUCACUUUUCCCGAUUAAAAAUACACUUCACCAAGGUUUUUUCAGCUUUUGCAUUAGUUAGGACUAUAAGGUAUCUUUAUAGACGAUUACAGUGGAUGAUAGGUUUAAGAAGAGGCUCUGAGAAUGAAGACCUAUGGGCAGAAAGUGAAGGAACUGUGGCUUGCUUGGGUGCUGAGGACAGAGCAGCUAAUUCAGCAAAAUCUUGGCCAAUAUUCUUGUUCUUUGCUGUUAUCCUUGGUGGUCCUUACCUCAUCUGGAAACUGCUGUCUACCCACAGUGAUGAAAUAACAGAUAAUACCAACUGGGCAAAUGGCGAGGAUGAUCAUGUAGUUGCCAGAGCAGAAUAUGAUUUUGCUGCAGUAUCUGAAGAAGAAAUAUCUUUCCGUGCUGGCGAUAUGUUAAACUUAGCUCUCAAAGAGCAGCAACCCAAAGUGCGUGGUUGGCUUCUGGCUAGUCUUGAUGGUCAAACAACAGGACUUAUCCCUGCUAAUUAUGUCAAAAUUCUUGGUAAAAGAAGAGGUAGAAAAACAAUGGAAUCCAGUAAAGUUUCCAAGCAGCAACAAUCUUUUACCAACACAACACUAAAUAAAGGAGCCACAGAUACUGAUUCUUUGGAUGAACAGGAAGCUGCCUUUGAAUCUGUUUUUGUUGAAAUUAAUAAGGUUCCAGUUGCAUCUGAUUCCACUGGGAAAAGUGGAGAUAAGCAAGAUCUCUGAUAUCUUUUAUGUUUGCCUGCAGUUGAACAAUUCUUUGGAGUACUUUUUAUAAUUACCUGUUACAAAGAAAUUAAUCUACACCCAAUGAAAAGAUUUGUUAUUGGCUAUUCCAGGUGUUCUGCUUCUAGAAAUUAUUAAAGUCAUAUACUAGUAUGUUGGUCUAGUGACCUGGUUACAUUUUAUGAGUUAUUGGACCAUGAAGAUGUUUGUAUCACCUUGAUUUUAAGAUUAUGAAGACUGCUGUCAUUUUCAUCUAUUUAAAACCCUGUGUUUAUUGAAAGAUUAAGAUGGAUGAAGUAUAGAAUAUACAGUUUGCUACAAUAGGGAUCUUUUUUCUUUUUUAAUUCUAAUCCUCAGAAAAUUGUAAUCCUCAGAAAAUGAGUGAUAACAAAAUAUGAGAACAGACAAAAAGGCCUGUUUCACAACUUAAAGUUUUCUCAUCUGUGUUAUGUUUGGGUUUGCUUUAGCCAGUAAUAUACUUUUACCUACCAACAAUUAAUACUAUUCCCUUUUAUUGUAUUUUUUAAAAUGUAUCCCAAAAAAUGUCACUGAAAACAUUGUAAAUGAGAUGGUUCUAGACUAAUGGUUAUCCCUGUUUUCUUUGCUACUAAAAAGACUAAAAUUUAUCUUUGUUACAGAUUAUCUCCAUUCCUCCUGAAGGCCAUAUAACUUCUUAUAUGCAGUAUAACUAGUUUUCAUUUUGAAUAAAUUAAAAUAUAUCAAAGAUUUGCUUCCUUUUGCUCCAACCAAAACACAAGCCCUUUGUGUUUGUAUUUAAUGAUUUAAUUAGUUCUAGCAGUAAUAAUGUUCAGUCUUCUCAUAUAUCCUCUGCUCUACCUAUCAUAAUUACUUUUUAAAUUACAUAUUCAGGUUAUUCUUUAAAUAUUGAAAAUGUGUC
Molecule: messenger RNA, 2154 nt
Organism: Condylura cristata (star-nosed mole)
Lineage: Eukaryota; Metazoa; Chordata; Mammalia; Eulipotyphla; Talpidae
Gene: PEX13
Product: peroxisomal biogenesis factor 13
Exons: 4
Coding region: 45-1256 (403 amino acids)
Biological process (GO): protein import into peroxisome matrix, docking
Cellular component (GO): peroxisome; peroxisomal membrane; peroxisomal importomer complex
Molecular function (GO): protein binding
Source: RefSeq, a predicted model, not a curated record